Messenger RNA from Rotaria sordida, 1753 nucleotides. NCBI's taxonomy places the organism in Eukaryota, Metazoa, Rotifera, Eurotatoria, Philodinida, Philodinidae. The record is from the annotation of a GenBank genome assembly.
AUGGUUUGGAUUAUGGCUGAUCCAAGGUUACCAUUAGAUAGAGCUCGUCGAGUUGUACUUGGAACCGGGUUAGAACACAGUCCUGGACGAAUAUGGGAAGAUUUUAGUAAUUCGGAUGCUGAUCGUCAUAGUAUUCCAACAGCUCUUCAUGCAAGUGAUCUUAUACUUAAAGAACUACAAUCGAAGGGUGUUUUAAUUAAUAAGUUUACAUUAGUAGGAUGGGCAGGGAAAAAGCUCAAGUUAGGUGUUAAUAAUAAAGAAGAUUAUGCUGCUCUCGUUGGUUCGGAUAAAUGGCCUACAAAGAUAAAUGGGAUUGAUAUUGUCGUCAUGAAACCUAAAUAUAUACCCGAUUCAUUUGCUCUUGUAGUUCGAUAUGUUCCUAGGGAACUAGAUGAAAAUUUUGUCUCAAAUGAAAUACAGAGAACAAUUGCCUCUGCAGAUCGAAUUAAACGUAUUCAUUAUUCCUACCAAAGAAGAACAGAUGAUUAUCGAUUCGAUGUUAAAGAUUAUAGUGAAUAUAAUGCUGUGCUGCAACUGGGUCGAAUUGCAAUAGGUCAUUCGUGGUUAUCGAUCACCAAGUUUUAUCCGGGAAACCGUCUAACUUACUGCACGAAAUGUUGGUGUAUAGGUCAUUUAAGAAAUAAAUGCAACUCAGUAAACAAAUGUCGAAUUUGUCUUGAAAAUUUGAGUGUGGAUACUCUGCAUAUGUGUAAAAAUGAACCGAAAUGUGCUCAAUGUGAUGGAAAUCAUCAUUCAUUAGAUAGUCAAUGUCAAGUUAUGAAAGAAUAUAAAGACGAAUUAAAAAAGGGUGUUGAAGAUGCGAUUCAAAAAGGAUUAUUACAGCGAUUUUCAAUGCAAGAAAAAUCUCCUACAUUCGAACUUCGUGAACAAGAUUUUCCACCAUUAGCAGCAAGUGAUAAUCAUUCUAAUAAAAAAUGGAAUAUUGCUCAAUCUCGUACAACGGUCGAGUCGAAUUUUUUACGUACAUCAGAUACAGAAAAAACAAUUGAAUCUAUUAAUGAUAAUCUGACAAAGCUUAUCGAUAGUAACCAACGACUAGAAAAUAAAGUCGAUUUACUAUCAUCAAACAUAAAAAUCGUUAAUCUCGACACUCAGCUACAUCAAGCAGUCCUAGCGGAUACCAUCAACAUUAUGAAAGAUUUUAUUCAAUAUUUCAUACCAGCAUCGUUAACUACUGGCAAAAUUGAAAGAUUUUCGCUGGUACCUGUGGCGAAAGAAUACUACAAUCGCUUUCAGGUCGCGUCCUCAAGAUUAAUAAAUGGCUUCCAAUUAAAUCACCAGGUUCAGCUGAUUCCAACUACGUAUAAUAAUAAUAACACUGCUCAAACCGAUCAACAGCCUUCGUCAGUAUACAAAUCAACACAUAAUGCUAAGUAGAUCAUCAAAUCUUAAUGUACACGCCAAAGCUUUUUUUCCUGCUUCAGUGAAUUAUUUAUUUAACCCUAGAGAUGAAGCUAUGCACCGGCUGAAAACUUGGAAUUUUCCAACUAAAGAUCAGAAAUUAGUACUAUCUCUGUUAGGUGAAUGGUACACAGGUAGAACCUUGAAUAUAGUCUUAGAAGAAUGGGAAAAGAUUGGAAUAGCCUCCUUACGGAACCAAAAAGAAUAUAUAAAGAUUCUAUGCUAUAAUGUCGAAGGAUGGGGCACUCGGGCAGUUGAAGCUAUUGAUUUAGUGUAUAAAGUUCAAGCUUCUAUUUGUAUAUUUACAGAAGUAGGAGAGUUAUGGAACACA